CCGCGACUCAGCGGGGCGUGGCCAGGCGAUGGCGACCGCGGAGCCCAGCGGGCCUGAGGUGAGGGCGUCUCAGCCGGCACCCCGGCCCAGCGGAACCGGAGCUGCGGGGCCGCCCACCGAGCGAAGCGGCAUUGGAGUCCCCUGGCUGGGGGAGCGGACCCCGGCGGCUGUGGAGAAGCGGGGGCCGUACAUGGUGGCGCGCGCGCCUUCCAGUCAGGCCAAGCUGCAGAAGCACCGGGACCUGGCUAAGGCAGUUCUGCGGAGAAAACGCAUGCUGGGGGCCGCGCCGAACCGCCCCGACUCUUCAGGGAAAAGGUCAGUGAAGUUUAACAAGGGCUAUACUGCACUUAGUCAGAGUCCAGAUGAAAACCUGGUGUCCCUCGACUCUGACAGUGAUGGGGAGCUGGAAUCCAGAUACUCCUCCGGGUAUUCCUCUGCAGAGCAGGUGAACCAGGAUGUGAGCCGGCAGCUGCUCCAGGAUGGGUACCACCUGGAUGAGAUUCCAGAUGAUGAGGACUUGGACCUCAUUCCCCCCAAGCCUAUGACCUCCUCAACAUGCUCCUGCUGCUGGUGCUGUCUUAGGGAUGCUUCCUUCUGUACCCUCCAGUAGACAUAACCCCCUAAGAUGGGCCCUGCUCACCAUGCCUGCAGAGUCCUGCUGGCCCUUCAUCGGUCACAGAUGUGGGAACCCCCUAAGAUGGGCCCUGCUCACCAUGCCUGCAGAGUCCUGUUGGCCCUUCAUCGGUCACAGAUGUGGGAACCCCCUAAGAUGGGCCCUGCUCACCAUGCCUGCAGAGUCCUGUUGGCCCUUCAUUGGUCACAGUGCAGUGGGAACUGCUGUCAACCCCAGAAUCACUGGAGACACUGACCCUCUGGGAAAGUCAGUGACCGCAGUUACCCCAUACCUGGUGCUUCUCAGGCCAGAGGCCCCCAUCUGGGCCAUAGGGGUAGGUGGAAUUCUGCAGUUUUCCUCUGCUGUUGGAGUAGAGUUUGGAGAAACCACUUUAGUAAGGGAAGGAACAGAGGAAUUCUGGUUCUUACAGUGAGUGACAAAGUUGGCUAAGAGAAAAACUUGCAGAUAUCUUGAGUGGUAUUUGUCACCAUGCCCUAUAGAGGGGAAAGGAGAGCUUCUGCGCCCAGGCUGUGCUGGAUGGUGUUGUGUGGAGGCAGAGAACAGCACUUUAUGGCUUGCAGCUGGGAGUCUUUGAAAAAGAAUUUAACUAUUUGGGACCAAUCCAGUUCAAGAAAUUCCAUAUGCUCUCCUCCUCUUCCUAGCUCCAAGAUGGGUUACCUGUUUGACCUUCAAAGGAACAUAAAGCAGGGCCCUUUGGCCCUCUUCCAGUUGUUCCUGUUUGACUGUACAGCAGGUUGCUUAAUGGCACAACUUGAUCAAGGCUUCCAGAAUCCCUGGAAGCAGAGCAUUCCCAUCUGGUCCAACUGUCUGGGUGAGCUUAGAAACUUGGUCCGUCCAUCCUUAGAGAAAAAUUGCUGUACUGUGUAGACAAAAUUUGUCUUUCCUUGGUUGCCAUUCUUCACCUUGGUCUUAGCUAGUAUCUUCACCCAGUCCUUGAGCUAAGGUUGGGUGAAGGUUCUGGAGCUCGCCCCGGAAGCCUGCACUUUUUGCUUACCAGCAGAGGGAGCUGCAGGAGUAGUUAGGUGCCUUCCCAUUUAACUUUUUUUUUCCCCCCCACCCCGGCCGCACCGCGGCUUGUGGCAAUGUUGGUUCCCCAACCAGGGAGGGAUGAAACCCAGGCCCCUGCAGUGGAAGCGUGGAGUCCUAACCACUGGACCGCCAGGGAAUUCCCCUAUUUGUUUAACUUUUUAUACUUGAGGAGCAGCAAUGGGUGAGAAGUAUACUGGUGCAGAUAUGUGGGCUUUGACAGAGACAGAGGCUCAUAGGCAGGAUAAGGAGGAGGGACCUGUGAAAGCUCCCACGGCCCCCACCUGAGGAAAUAAUCUUGCCAUUGCAGAGGGCCUCCCUUCACCCUAGGGAAAGCCAUUCUGUUGCAUCUAGAUUCCUCUGACCACAGCAUGGGCCUCAUAGUGGAUACUCAGGAUUGGGCUUUACAGUAAACCUCUGGGUGCAAUACAGCCUCUUUCAGUCCCCAGUUUGAACACACCAAAAGGCCGGCAUAAUCUCCCCUGUGACCCCCAGUAGAUAGCAUCUCUUGCUAUACCAGACCUCUCUCUGGAAUUUAAUUUUUUAGUGGUUCUCUUUUUUUUUGGCCUUACCUAAAACCAAAUGGGACUGAAUGGGAGUGGACAGGGUUCCCAGCCUAAGGGGUAGGGUAGUCAGGAUUGAGGUGUGGCCCCAACUUGGGAACUUGCCCAGUCUGUUGCUUUAUUUGGUUAGGACAGAGUAGCCUGAGUGUUUGACAGCUGCUGGGGGUGAGGAUGGCAGCAGGACCCCAAGAACAAGGCCCUCCGGUAGUUGCUGUUAUAAAGCCACACUGGUGUAUUUGGCUGCACCUCUCCCCGGAAUGUUUCAGAGCUGGUUGACCCUGUGUGGAAGGCAUUACCUUCGUAGAAAAAGUUGCAGGAACAUUGUACAGCAAGGAAGGGUAGAAAUGGUCGAUUGCUUGGAGCUAGAAGCCACGAAUGUCACGAAUAAAGCCUAAUGUCACGAAUAAAGGCACCAAGGUGUCUAGAACCAGACUGCCUUAAUUAAAAGUGCUGGGUGUUUUGCAGGUGACAGCACUCCGAGGAGACAGGGAGGUAUUCAGGCUUACCUCACAGAUGGGAGUGGUACUGUAUGGUGUUUACUCUACAGAACUCUUGGCUUAGGCUUCUAUAGCUCUGUAAGUUUGUGAGAAUAAAUACAAUCAUGCUAGUUGA
Eubalaena glacialis (North Atlantic right whale) is the source of this 2835-nucleotide messenger RNA. It is a transcript of the gene FAM219B, whose product is annotated as family with sequence similarity 219 member B. NCBI's taxonomy places the organism in Eukaryota, Metazoa, Chordata, Mammalia, Artiodactyla, Balaenidae. Bases 29 to 610 code for a protein of 193 amino acids. The record is from RefSeq and is a predicted model, not a curated record. The transcript is spliced from 5 exons.